CACAUUGUAUUGCGUGUUAGUGACAUGCCUUAACGCAAGCAAUGACUGUCAGCUACGGCAGUCUCAUAGCAACCGUCAAGUAUGGGUCAUUUUUCCGUCUGCUUUUUCGAUGGCGUGGAAGUCUUUAUAAAUUAGUAUGGCCCGGUUUACUAGUUUACUGCUUCUUUUACGCCGUUGUAGCGAUCGCUUAUCACUCUAUACCAGAUGAACCGGAAUAUCGGAAUGCCAGGCUUCUUUUUGUCCAAAUAUGCUACAUCGCUGGACGUGUAACAAAUGCUGUCCCAUUAUCCUUCGUUUUGGCAUUUUAUGUGAACUUGGUAGUUAGUCGAUGGUUGCAGCAGUUCCUUUGUUUACCAACUCCUGAUGCGAUAUGCGUACUUUUAUCGGCCUAUUUAGGUGAAAAUCCUAAUCUCAAUGAUCACAAAAAAACAGAAAACAGCGAAGAAAGAGCGUUGAUUUUCAGAAGGACGAUUAGCCGUUACGUCAACUUAGCUUCUGCUUUAUGCUUUUGCUCAAUAUCUGUUGGCAUGAAACAACGAUUCCCGACUCUUGAUAGUUUGGUCAUAUGUGGCUUAAUGACUGAACAAGAACUAGAAAUUUAUUCCAACUUGGAAGAGUCAACAAGCAACUUUUUCGUUCCAUUGGUAUGGGCCAUUUCUCUGAUUACGAAAGCUCACGAAGAAAAUAUGAUACGCGAAGAAAGACACGUGGAUGCAUUAGUCAAUCAGGUGGUAGAGUUUUGGGAAAAGUUGUAUAAACUGUGCAUGUACGACUGGGUAAAUGUACCUUUAGUUUACAAUCAGGUUGUAGCGCUGGCUGUGUACAUUUACUUUGCUGUUACAAUUUUCGGUCAUCAGUUUAUUGAUGCCCCUUCAAUCCUACCGCAUAUGCCAACCAGAGUCAAUUCAUCUAAUUUAACAUCUGUCAGCAAUAAUAAUGAUGUCAGCAGUGUUAUUCUCAACAAUCCUGCCAAUAAUACAAAUAUCAAUAGUGGUUUAUCAUUUCCUAGAGUAUUACCAAAUAUUCCAGUAUUCACAAUUCUUUCUUUUAUUUUUUACAAUGGCUGGCUUAAGGUAGCUGAGUCACUUGUUUCACCGUUCGGUUUAGAUGAUGAUGAUUUUGAAGUUGUUCCAUUGUUGGAAAGGAAUUUAAAUACAAGUUUAUAUUUUGUAGAUACAUGUAUUUCCGAUUCGAAUUUAAUUCCCGAAUUAGUUAAAUCUGGUUGUAAAAUCGAUAUUGAAACUGAUGAUGAUGAUCAUACUGAUGGUACUGCUGUCAGUGAUUCAGAUUAUUAUAGUCGACUUAAUAUCCCUGGUAGUCGUCAAAGGAGAAUUAGUACAAAGUCAAAAGGUGGUGUUAGUCGAAGAGGCAGUUUUCUGUCACCUUAUUCGUAUGAUGAAAAUGAUCUAUCAACACCUCAUACUUUUGAAUCACCUAUGGAUAAUGAAUCACCUUGGCCUGAAUUACCACCUACUCGUCAACGUAAACCGUCACAUACAGCUUUUAUUGGAUCAUUGGAAGUAGCUGAAGCUACAAAAGAAGGUAAUUUAAAUUUUUCUCCUUCACUGCACUCUUUAACACCUGAUCAACAGAGUCCACAUUUACAUCCUGAUACAUUAAUUACUUCAGUAGGAUCAUCAUUUCACCGUUUAGGAUCCAAAAUUAAGAAAUUGUCAUUCAGUCGAUCAAAUACUCCAGUUAUUCACGAAUUAAAUAAUCUUAAUACAGAAAUUCUAAGUUCAAAUCGUUCAGAUAGUGUUGCAUCAAGUGAAGAUAAAUUUAAUUCUAAAGAUGCUUAGAAAAUUGAAUAUAUAAAAAAAAGAGGAAACUGCUUAUAUUCCAAAUCUUUUCUCUUGCCUGCCUUUUUGUCAUCUUGUUAAUACUUUCCAUUCAAGCAUUUGUUCGGUUUUUGUAUGUUUAUUACAAAGUUAUCAUAUAAAACAUCGACACAAACAAACAUUACCUCAUGUGUUUGUUUUUCUUUUUACAACCGUAUGACUGUGUUAUUAUUUGCUGUUUACUAACUUGGAUUGUAUUUAAACUGAAAAUAACGUGUAUGUUUUAACAUAGUCUUCAUCCUAUUAAAUAAACUCGUAUUUGGAAAGAAGCAAUCGCGCAAUCAUUUCACAUUCCUCUCCUAUUAAGUGUUCCUUGUCUCCAUCCUGUUGUAAUUUUUCUGAGAAAAAUCAGAAAUUGCAUUAUUUUUAAAAUUAUUUUAAAUAGUUUAAUGACAUAUAGAGACUUUUCAAACCGUACAUUGUGUAUAAUAAAAAACUUUUCU
This is a messenger RNA of Schistosoma bovis, 2281 nucleotides long. NCBI's taxonomy places the organism in Eukaryota, Metazoa, Platyhelminthes, Trematoda, Strigeidida, Schistosomatidae. The record is from the annotation of a GenBank genome assembly.